AUGUGCUAUCGCAAGACUGAAGAUUAUUUCACCUUAUGGCUGAACCUCAACAUGUUUCUUCCUCUUGGAAUAGACUGCUGGGUUGAUAACAUCAGAGUUGUUUAUAACAAGACAACAAGAACUGCUACUAAUGCACCUGGAGUUGAUGUUCGCAUCCCGGGGUUUGGAAAGACAUUUUCUGUUGAAUAUCUGGAUAAAAGCAAGUUAGCUGGCUAUUUUCACACCCUUGUACAAAACUUGGUGAACAACGGCUAUGUGAGAGACAAGACGGUGCGGGCAGCACCCUAUGACUGGAGAAUCGCUCCCAAUGGACAGAAAGAAUACUUUGAAAGACUGCAGAAGCUCAUAGAAGACAUGUACAGAGAAUAUGAGAAACCAGUUAUUCUCACUGGACACAGCCUUGGCAACCUGUAUAUUCUGUACUUCUUAAAUCAUCAGCCUUCAGACUGGAAAAAUAAAUAUAUUAAAGGAUUCAUCUCACUUGGAGCACCGUGGGGGGGAGCAGUAAAGCCAUUGCUGGUACUCAUGUCAGGAGACAAUCAUGGGAUUCCAAUGGUUUCCAACAUUAAAAUUCGAGAAGAACAACGAAUGACGACCACAAAUCCCUGGAUGUUGCCCACCAACCUGGCCUGGCCCGAAUCACAUGUCUUCAUUUCCACCCCAUCCUAUAACUAUACAUACAGGGACUACAAGAGGUUAUUUAAGGACAUUGACUUUGAGGAUGGUUGGCACAUGUGGGAAGAUACGAAGGGCCUUCUGGAUGGUCUGCCACCGCCAGGUGUGGAGACAUACUGCAUAUAUGGAACAGGCCACCCUACAGCAGAGACCUACAUCUACGCGGAUGGUUUUCCCAACGAGCCACCUAUAGAUAUCCAAUAUACAGAUGGGGAUGACACUGUGCACAAGAGAAGCCUGGAACUCUGUAAACUCUGGAAGACCCAACAGAAGGAGAGAGUUCAUGUUAUUGAGCUACAUGGAAUGGAUCAUCUCAGCAUGGUCUUCAGCAACAGAACAUUGGAUGUUAUUAAUGAGAUCUUGCUGGGAAAUGACUACUAA
This is a messenger RNA of Staurois parvus, 1056 nucleotides long. The record is from the annotation of a GenBank genome assembly. Lineage: Eukaryota; Metazoa; Chordata; Amphibia; Anura; Ranidae.